This is a messenger RNA of Prunus mume (Japanese apricot), 522 nucleotides long. The record is from RefSeq and is a predicted model, not a curated record. NCBI's taxonomy places the organism in Eukaryota, Viridiplantae, Streptophyta, Magnoliopsida, Rosales, Rosaceae.
AUGGAGAACCCAACGAAGCAGCGGAUUCGAGAUGAGUAUGAGUAUAAGGAUAUUAAAUCCUAUCCCUUCAAAGAUUUCUUGUUCCACGAGCUCUAUUUGAACCCAUAUGAAUGGCACGGUGCGCUCAAAGGCCCUGCUAGAACCGACCUCGAGGGUGGGAUUUAUCAUGUGCGGCUCCUGUUUCCGCAGGAAUAUCCAUGGGAGGAACCUUCAUUCAUCUUUUUGAGGGAAAAUGGUUCCUUAAAUAUCAAAACCAAGGUAACAUUAAACUGGGACCCAUCAAGGAGGAUGAGACAGACUUUUCUUGAUCUUAUUGAUUUAAUGCAUGAAUGCCCAAAUUUUGAAUCAGAUUCAGAGACCGAGUUUGAUGAGCCCGGGUUAGAAGCACCCAGGUUCGAAGGGUUGAACAGGUUGAGUUCAAGCCUUAAGGAUGACGCCCUAACCCAUGAGCAGAGUCGUCAUUGCAAAGCUUCAGAUCAAGUCGGAGCCGAGAACUUGGUGAUGGCGACGAUGAUGAGUUGA